Lathyrus oleraceus (garden pea) is the source of this 960-nucleotide messenger RNA. RefSeq lists its product as uncharacterized. The record is from RefSeq and is a predicted model, not a curated record. Lineage: Eukaryota; Viridiplantae; Streptophyta; Magnoliopsida; Fabales; Fabaceae. Bases 1 to 960 code for a protein of 319 amino acids. The transcript has 2 exons.
AUGAAUUCUGACAGAAGAGGUAUUUGUAGUUACAAGUUUGUGGAGCCUCAAUUGAAUACUUUGAGAGGGUUAGGGACUCGUCUGUUCUAUGAUCCUCCGAUGAGGUGCUUUACUUUUCAAGAUUAUCAGUUGGCUCCGACUCUGGAGGAAUAUUCUCAUAUCUUAGGGGUUGGAAUUAAGAAUCAUGUUUCUUUUGUGAGCACAAAGGAGCUUCCCAAGUCUCAUCUUAUAAUUGUAGCCCUCCAUUUGGAGAAGAAAGAAGUGGAAAUCAACCUCAAACUCAAUGGUGUAACUCAUAGUUUUACUUCAAAGCUUCUUGUAGACAAAGUCAUUGCUUUUGCUGACGCUGGAAGUUGGGAUGCAUUCAAUGCUAUUCUUUCUUUACUCAUAUAUGGGAUUGUGUUGUUCCCUAACAUGGAAGAUUUUGUGGAUUUGGCCUUUAUUCACAUCUUUAUGACCAAGAGUCUUGUUCCUACUCUCCUGGAUGAUACUUACUAUUCCAUCCAUGUGAGAAAUCAGAAGAAGAAGGGAACUAUUGUGUUUUGUAUCCCUAUGUUGUACAAAUGGUUUAUAUCUCAUAUACCCAACAAGAGCCCUUUUGUUAAAAACAAAGGCAAACCCAAAUGGUCUCAGAGGAUCAUGUCUCUAACUGCUGAAAAUAUAUUAUGGUACUCUCGAAGUUACAACGAUGUCAAUAUUAUUCUUAAUUAUGGUAAUUUCCCUAAUGUUCCCAUCUUAUGUAUAAAAAGUGGAAUUAAUUACAAUCCGAGAUUGGUAUUGUGUCAGUUAGGCUACCCGAUGUUAGACAAACCUGACUCCGAGCAAUUGGAAGAUUUUGUCUUAUAUGAAGGGGUUGACAAUUGGGAGUUACUGAAGAAGAUCAUCAGAGUUUGGGGGGAGAUUCAUCCUCAAGGAAGGGUUGAGCUGGGAUUGAGGAAUUGUGUAGCGAAGGAAGCCUAA